This is a messenger RNA of Brachypodium distachyon (stiff brome), 1110 nucleotides long. RefSeq lists its product as uncharacterized. The transcript has 5 exons. The record is from RefSeq and is a predicted model, not a curated record. Lineage: Eukaryota; Viridiplantae; Streptophyta; Magnoliopsida; Poales; Poaceae. The coding region runs from base 216 to 965 and encodes 249 amino acids.
AAGAGUAUCCUUCCUUACUUACCUUGACAACCUUGCAACCCGUUCAUGCUAAUAACCCACAACACACAAGGGACAUGGCUUCCCGCCCAUACCAUCCCUUCCUUGUGAUCCGGACAUGCAUCAGCACGAACCAAAAAACCCAACCCCUACACGCCCACAUCCCAUAAAUAUACGCCUCCGUUCAUGCAUUUUCAAAUCCAAAGUUCAGCCCUGCCAUGGAAUCAGCAACUCUUUCACGUCUUCUUCCUCCUCCGAUUCCCCUGCGUCGAAACGGCGCGAGCAUUCUUCCAGGGGAUCAUGGUGGCCGGAGCAGGCCAGGCUGUUCUUCUUCUUCUUCCAGGACAUGGAGCAGCAGGAGCGCUGCGGCGAGGCGGAGGAGCGGCAGCAGGCUGAGUGUAAAGGCUCUUUUCGGCGACGAUGGAGGAGACGGGUUCCGGGCAGUCAUGAGGAUCGUGAAGCUCAACUCAGCCAUCCAGAACCGGAGCAUCAAGGAGCUGCUGGAGCUUAUCGCCGAAGAGUACCUGUAUUUCUUCAGUAAACUUCCACCCGUCAGUGUUUCCGAGAUCAGCAAGAAUAUGAUGCUACUCAUCCACGAGAUGAUGCUCCGGCACCAGGUCUCGUUCGUGCUCAAGCCCAGGGAGGAUCAAGGCUUCGACUUGGGCAUCAAAUGGUCUCUAGAAUGGAAGGGUGUGAAGCUGCCUUGGGACGUGGACUGCAACGUCUCUACGACUCACGUCUACAGAGGCAUGUUGCUCAUCAGCCAAGUAAACAAGACCUGCGUGCCACUCCUGCAGAGGAUUCUUCAGAUCAUUCACCAGAAUUUGGACGCAGUAAUUUUGAUCGUCACGAACAAGAUCCUACCGGAAGGGGCACUCAAUGAGAACGAGAGAAGCACUAUUAUUGCCUGUGCCAUCAUUGGUCUGGUGGUCAUGGUUCUCUUCUACGCCAUGUUCAAGAACAUGUAGGUUCGUUACGGCAGCAACAUCACAAUCAUAUUCUGAAGAAAAUUCUGAUGUACAGAAACAAGAAUCUGUUGUGCAUGAUCAGCACUGGAUGCUAAUGAUGAUGCAACAUUUCCAUUAUCCAUGAAUAGUGAAUGCGUAGAAGCAA